GGCUGCUGUCGCCGUCGCCGCCCGAGCCCGCCCGCCCGCCGGCGGCGGCGCAGGCUGAGGAGAUGCGGCUCGGAGCGCCCGAGCAGGGCUAGACGCGGCCCGCCGCCGCCGCGGUUCAUCUCUGCAAGGCCAGGUGACAACUUCUGCUCUUCUUGUGGAUUACUUGGUUUACAAGACCCUGCCAGUGAGACUUCGAGUUUACGCAGCUGGGACCCGAGCCGCCUCAGUUUUUACUUGCAUGUGCUGGUGGAAGUUUGGAGCUGGUUGGAGCUACUGUUUACGUGGACAUUUUGAGCCAUUUUGAACUUAAGGCGCUGACACUGCUAGCAAUGAGCUCCCAAAGCCAUCCAGAUGGACUUUCUGGCCGAGACCAGCCGGUGGAGCUGCUGAAUCCUGCCCGGGUGAACCACAUGUCCAGCGCGGUGGACGUGGCUACGGCGCUGCCUCUGCAAGUGGCCCCUGCAGCAGUACCCAUGGACCUACGCCUGGACCACCAGUUCUCUCUGCCCUUGGAACCCGCGCUGCGGGAGCAGCAGCUGCAGCAGGAGCUUCUAGCACUGAAGCAGAAGCAGCAGAUCCAGCGGCAGAUCCUCAUUGCUGAGUUCCAGCGCCAGCACGAGCAGCUGUCCCGGCAGCAUGAAGCCCAGCUGCAUGAACACAUCAAGCAGCAGCAGGAGAUGCUGGCCAUGAAGCACCAGCAGGAGCUGCUGGAGCACCAGCGGAAACUGGAGCGGCACCGGCAGGAGCAGGAGCUGGAGAAGCAGCACCGGGAGCAGAAGCUGCAGCAGCUCAAGAACAAGGAGAAGGGCAAAGAGAGUGCUGUGGCCAGCACCGAGGUGAAGAUGAAGCUGCAGGAGUUUGUUCUCAACAAGAAGAAGGCGCUGGCCCACCGGAACCUGAACCACUGCAUUUCCAGCGAUCCCCGCUACUGGUACGGGAAGACACAGCACAGCUCUCUUGACCAGAGCUCUCCGCCCCAGAGCGGGGUGUCAGCUUCCUACAACCACCCAGUCUUGGGAAUGUAUGACGCCAAAGAUGACUUCCCUCUUAGGAAAACAGCUUCUGAACCCAACCUGAAAUUACGGUCAAGGCUUAAGCAGAAAGUAGCUGAGAGGCGGAGCAGCCCCCUGUUGCGCAGGAAAGAUGGCCCUGUGGCCACUGCUCUAAAAAAGCGACCCCUGGAUGUCACAGACUCCGCGUGCAGCAGCGCCCCCGGCUCCGGCCCCAGCUCUCCCAACAGCAGCUCUGGAAACGUCAGCACCGAAAAUGGCAUCGCACCUGCCGUGCCCAGCGCUCCAGCCGAGACGAGCUUGGCACAUAGACUUGUGACUCGAGAAGGCUCAGUCGCCCCACUCCCUCUGUACACAUCGCCAUCCUUACCCAACAUCACCCUGGGGCUUCCUGCCACCGGCCCUGCCGCUGGUGCAGCAGGCCAGCAGGAUGCUGAGAGACUUGCUCUCCCAGCCCUCCAGCAGCGGAUCUCCCUCUUCCCUGGCACCCACCUCACCCCUUACCUGAGCACCUCACCCCUGGAACGGGACGGUGGAGCAGCUCACAACCCCCUCCUACAGCAUAUGGUCCUGCUGGAGCAGGCACCCACCCAGACGCCCCUUGUCACAGGCCUGGGGGCGUUGCCCCUCCACACACAGUCCCUGGUUGGUGCGGACAGGGUGUCCCCAUCCAUUCACAAGCUGCGGCAGCACCGCCCCCUGGGGCGCACGCAGUCAGCGCCCCUGCCACAGAACGCACAGGCCCUGCAGCACCUGGUGAUCCAGCAGCAGCACCAGCAGUUUCUGGAGAAGCACAAGCAGCAGUUCCAGCAGCAGCAGCUGCACCUCAGCAAGAUGAUCUCCAAACCCAACGAGCCACCCCGGCAGCCUGAGAGCCACCCUGAGGAGACGGAGGAGGAGCUCCGUGAACACCAGGCCUUGCUGGAUGAGCCCUACCUAGACCGGCUCCCUGGGCAGAAGGAGCCCUCCCUAGCUGGUGUCCAGGUGAAGCAGGAGCCCAUUGAGAGUGAGGAGGAAGAGGUAGAGCCCACUCGAGAGGCGGAACCCAGCCAGCGCCCAGCCACUGAGCAAGAGCUGCUCUUCAGACAGCAAGCUCUCCUGCUGGAGCAGCAGAGGAUCCACCAGCUAAGGAACUACCAGGCGUCUAUGGAGGCUGCUGGCAUCCCUGUGUCAUUUGGCAGCCACAGGCCUCUGUCUCGGGCACAGUCCUCCCCAGCAUCUGCCACCUUCCCCAUGUCAGUCCAGGAGCCCCCCACCAAACCAAGGUUCACCACAGGCCUUGUAUAUGACACGUUGAUGUUGAAGCAUCAGUGUACCUGUGGGAACACCAACAGCCACCCGGAGCAUGCUGGGAGGAUCCAGAGCAUCUGGUCCCGCCUGCAGGAGACUGGCCUCCGUGGCAAGUGUGAGUGCAUCCGCGGACGCAAGGCCACAUUAGAAGAACUGCAGACAGUGCACUCGGAAGCCCACACACUCCUCUAUGGCACAAACCCUCUCAACAGACAGAAACUGGACAGUUCGCUGACCUCCGUGUUUGUCAGGCUCCCUUGUGGUGGUGUUGGGGUGGACAGCGACACCAUAUGGAAUGAGGUACACUCAUCGGGAGCAGCCCGCCUGGCUGUGGGCUGUGUGGUGGAGCUGGUCUUCAAGGUGGCCACAGGAGAGCUAAAGAAUGGCUUUGCUGUGGUUCGUCCCCCAGGACACCAUGCCGAGGAGAGUACACCCAUGGGGUUCUGCUACUUCAACUCCGUGGCAGUGGCAGCCAAACUUCUCCAGCAGAGGCUGAAUGUGAGCAAGAUCCUCAUUGUGGACUGGGAUGUGCACCAUGGGAACGGGACCCAGCAGGCCUUCUACAAUGACCCCAAUGUUCUCUACAUGUCCCUGCACCGCUAUGACGAUGGGAACUUCUUCCCGGGAAGUGGAGCCCCAGAUGAGGUGGGCACAGGGCCAGGCGUGGGUUUCAACGUCAACAUGGCUUUCACGGGUGGCCUUGAACCCCCCAUGGGAGAUGCAGAGUACCUGGCGGCUUUCAGGGUGUCCACAGUGUCUGACCUGCCUGGCCAGCCUUUGAGCAGAUUAUAUGCUGUCCAUCGCCAUCAUAAUAUAUCUGUUUCUCUCUUACAGCUUGAGCCUCUGCCAGAAAAGGUUCUGCAGCAGAGACCCAAUGCCAAUGCUGUCCACUCCAUGGAGAAAGUGAUGGACAUCCACAGCAAGUACUGGCGCUGCCUGCAGCGCUUGUCCUCCACUGUGGGGCACUCUCUGAUUGAGGCGCAGAAGUGUGAGACCGAAGAGGCUGAGACAGUCACCGCCAUGGCCUCCCUGUCUGUAGGCGUAAAACCUGCUGAGAAGAGGUCGGAGGAGGAGCCUAUGGAGGAGGAGCCACCACUGUAGCCCAGGCUGCUGCUCUCUCCUUUGUCUGUCUGUCUUGAAGCUCAGCCAAGAAACUUUCCCGUGUCACUCCUGCGUCCUGCCUCGGUGCUCUCUCUGAGUGCAAGGGACACCAGGCGUGCAGCAGCAACAGGAGGCCUUUCCGCCGCCCUGGACACAGGUCUGGAGACGCACACGAACCCCAGGUGUGGCAGAUCACAUGGAACACAGGACAGCGUGCACCACACAGGCACACAGACACGCGGAAAGCCAAGCACACACUGGUGGGGUCCCCCAGGGAAGCCCACGAAGGAAGAAGCCUGUGGCAACGUGGGCAAAGUUGCUGAAUCGAGUUGACAUGAGGAAAAUGAAAAUCAAAGAUCUAAUAAUACAGAAAAGACUUGAUUAAAACUGGUGCUUAACAUUUGAUUCUUACCCACAAUCCCACACUCUCCGUGUAAACCACUCAACUCGUCUUGUAGCUUUUUUCUAAACAGAGUUUUCUAUGGCUCUGGCCUGUGAACCUUAGUGGGUGCUGUGGGGGUUCACAGCUAGUGAGGGACAGAGUUGGAAGAAACUUUAAAGAAAAAAAGAAACUGGACAGAACAGAAAUGUGAGCCUGGGAGUCAGCUGGAGCUUCUCGAAGCCAUCGGAAGAUGCGAGUUUGUGCCUUUUUUUAUUGCUCUGAUGGAUUUUUUUGUGGCUGGGUUUUCUGAAGUCUGAGGAACAAUGCCUUAAGAAAAAAAAAAAAAAAAACACCAAGGAUUGGUGUGACAGUGUCCUGCGGCUGGCUGAGCUGUGAUGCUGGCCUGGCAUUACAAGAGUAGGCACCAGCCACUGUCCCCGGGCCACAGUGCAGCCAGCCUUGCUUGGUUUGAUCGCUGUUUAAGGAAGAUGAGGUAGUUCCAGAAAGCAGCGAACUGCCGGCAGUUUUGAAGUCCAACAUGUUUUCAACGGAUCCAAAGUGUUCUUUUCUCAUCCGUCACGUAGCAGUGGAGCAUCUCCAUUCGGUUGUGAAGCAUGUCGUAGGCACACUGCAGUGUUACGAUCGGAAUGCUUUUCAUUAAAAGCAGGUAGCAUGAAGUAUUGCUUAAAUUUUAGGUAUAAAUAAAUAUAUAUAUGUAUAAUAUAUAUUCCACUGUAUUCCAAGCUAAGAAACUUGAUUCUUAUGAGAUCUUGAUAAAAUAUUUAUAAUGCAUUUAUAGACAAAGUAUAUAUAAAUAUAUAUAAUAAAUCCAGACCGCAGAGGUCCUGGCAGGUGAAAGACAUGUGUGUUAGCUCUGAGGUGCUGAGGGCUGGGGUCUGGAUUGAAGCCCAAGGAAUUUUGAGCUCCAGCUUCCAGAUCACCAACAUGUUCACCCCUGGGCAACUUCCCUACCAGUUUGUACUUUAAUUUUAAUUAUUUUCUAACAAAGCCUCUGCCCUCUCCAAGCCUCCAUGCACAUAUGUACCUGAUGAGUUUUUAUAGCAAAGGAUAUAAACUUGCUGUUGAUUUUUGUAUGAAUUUUUUCACAAAAGAUCCUGAAGAAAACAUUGUUUCGUGGAUUUUACAUUUUUUUUUUCCCUCACCAUUCAGCAGUUUUCUGAAGGUGGUAAUGUCUAAAACCUUUUCUUUCUAAAUUCUUACUUGUACAUUUUUUUUAUAGCUCUGAAGGUUGUUUUUAUGGUUUGGUUCUGUUUCUUUUUGUACAGCAAGCAGAGCUCUGCUGUGCACAGGACCGCUGCUGUCAUCCUUGGUUUUCAGAGGGAACCUCUCGGGAAUGGCUAGCAGGUCUGCGAGGUCCCCUUGCCUUGUCUUUUCAGGCUCCCCCCAGGAGCCGCCCAGCCAGGGGCUUCUGUCUUGCAACACUAGUAGUAUUACAAGGGUGGGCAGGCCGUGUGAGCCGUGAGGGCGGUCGGCAUUAAUGAGUGUGGACUUGUAACCACUCCGUCAGAAUAGAACUCCAGCUCUAGUUUCCCAAAGACCUUUGAAGCAUGUCCACAGUGCCUGGCUCGGAGCCCGGCCCUGCACCUGUUCAGGGGUGUCCACUGCAGCCUUGCAGCCUAGACUCUGGCUGCAGCCACCGCCCUGGGUUUGGAGCCUGUGGCUGCUGAACCAGCCCCUUGUCACUUGAGCCUGGAGGAGCACAGGGUCCUGAGGGACAGGCAGUCUUUGUCUUUGCUCUUUUUUUUUUCUAUGACAACUGACUCUUUUUACUGCUAACUUCUUUUUUAGCACUUAAAGCCGCCAAUUUCAUUCCAAAGUAUGUGGAGUUCAGACUGGUAAGAGGAAGUUGAGGUACUCAGAAGGGACACCCAGCUAAGUUUCUGAGUUAGGUGGCAUUUACAGGGUAAGGGAACUGGGUCAGGCUUUUGACAGCCAGGCUGAGCACACAUUCUUGGACUUUUGCCGGCUGGGCUGCUGUGAGUCAGUGCAGAGCUAAGAUGGUGGGCAGAGCGCGGGGUAGAGAGGUCUUGGGACAUGCCUGACUCCUUCCUGCCUGUGGCUACUCUGGCCCUUGGCAGAAGGAGCCAACCUGCAGCCCCUCCCAGCUUGUGGCACUGCAUGGUGGCAGAGGCCAGCUAGCUGCUCUUCUGGCCGCCUUGGCCCAUUUUCUGCACACCCUGCCACCUGCCCUCUUGUGCCAGCCACGACUCGUGGGAGGUACACAUCAUCUUCCUUUUUCAGGUGAUGGGUAGCAAACAGGCUAUUCGGUGGCCAGGGGACUGUGAGAGAGGCUCAGUUUGGUCCCAUUGAGUCACCUUUGAUUCAGGGGCCUGGCCAGGGAGCCAGCUCACUCCAGCUUCCCUGGGAGCCGAAAGCAUUACCUACCAUAUAGCCUUUUCUUCCCUUUGAAGACACGUGGCCCUUCCCCAGAGUUGUCUCCCAGGACAGAGGGAGGGCAGAAGGUCGGCCUUGACCUCCAGGGCAGGACCACAGCACUCCCCUGCCUGGACCUUGAACCUUCCACCUUCUCCCUUCCUUUGCAAAGGCCUUGGUGGGUGCUGGCAAGGGAGCUGGGGGCAAGCACUUUACAUCCCUUUAAGGGAAGCCCGAAGACACCAUGUCCUCAGGAUGCUGGUGUUCACUCACCCUUGGGUCUUCCAGCUGCACCCUGAGAGCCCAUGCCCCACCAGCAGGCGGCUGUUCCCAAGGCCACACCCACAGGGACAUCCCAGGGCUCUGGCUUCCGAGGGCCGCUUUAUCAAAGUGUUUCAGUUUUUCUUUACUUUCAAAUCUGUCCCCAAGAGGAAGGACCAUUUUGCAGUGGUCUCCGCAGCACUGGUGAUGGACUUGGUUGUGUUUCUUUCCGUCAGAACAUUCCUUCUUCACUGGUCACAGCCACGUGCUCAUUCCAUCCUUCUUUUUGUAGACUUUGGGCCCAUGUAUUUUAUGGGCAUUGAUACAUAUAUAAAUAUAUAGAUAUAAAUAUAUAAAUAUAUUUUUUUAAGUUUCCUACAUCUGGAGGUUGCAUGGACGUACGCCGGCAUGUCUUUAUAUUGUAUACAGAUUUUGCACGCCAAACUCGGCAGCUCUGGGGAAGGAGAAACGAUGCCUUUCUUUCCCCUCUCAUGAUGUUUGCAGAUGCAGAAAUUUUUUUCUGUAAAACAAAACAAAAUCUUGAAGGAGAGGAGGGGGGAGUUUGAGUCUUAUUGAACUUAUUCUUAAGAAAUUGUACUUUUUAUUGUAAGAACAAUGAAAGGACUACUUACACAUGUGUCAUUAAGAAGAGUUUACCUAGCACCUUUGACAGAGAGUCGAUUGUAUCCAUGUGCAAGCUCCACAUUCAGACCCUACUGCCUGUCUCUCAAGCUGGUUGAGAGGAUUUUGUUCUGUUUUGUUUGUUUCCUUUUCUCUCCCUGCACAGGGCCAGGUGCACCCUGCCUGCUGUCACCGGCCUCUGGUUGAGAACCUGGGGGUCGGGUGAGUUCCCGUCUCAGCACAGCUGUGUUGACGGGUUCGUUCCUUCUGGAAGACACGGGGCUGGGGUUCCACACUGAGCAAUCCAGGCCUUUGUGAGCCCUGGGUCUAAGCGAUACUUAGCACUGGAGGAAAACAUUUCUCCCUCUCAAGGACCCGGGCAUGCUCUGCACCCGGCCUUGAUGGCCUCUCUGGCCUCACAUUGAUCAAAGUCUGCUAUGGAAAGAACAGAAUGCAGACAGGCCUUGUUCUGGGGGUGUGCACUCCACUGAGGAGGCACUAUUUUCCAAUCUGUAAGAAUGUUAAACAUGCUGUUUCCAUGUAUGCACAGGAGGCUGACCUCACUCAGCAAGAGCUCACUACAGAAGUGUGGUCGAAGCCAUUGAAGCGCUGUGACAUGAUGCUGGGUGGGCUCCGCAGCCACGCCACCUUCACUCUGUAACAGCCUGUUUUCUCUUUGGUUGUCUGGACCUCCCCUCGGCGGCGCUUUCUCCUCUUGGCGGGGUUGGAGGUCAUGUUUGGUUUUCUCAUUCUUGUUUCAUUUUGUGUGGUGGGUUUCACUGACCGGCGGUGUCCUCUGGCGGUCACCUCUUUCCACCUCCCGGGUCCAGUGUCUGUACCACAUCACACACUUGUCACUCUUGUGGUGUAAAUAAAGACUGCGUUAAUUGCCCUCCCA
Messenger RNA from Peromyscus leucopus (white-footed mouse), 7957 nucleotides. RefSeq names its product histone deacetylase 4 (gene Hdac4). Gene Ontology annotation, biological process: chromatin organization; negative regulation of transcription by RNA polymerase II. Gene Ontology annotation, molecular function: histone deacetylase activity. The record is from RefSeq and is a predicted model, not a curated record. Gene Ontology annotation, cellular component: histone deacetylase complex. The transcript has 26 exons. Lineage: Eukaryota; Metazoa; Chordata; Mammalia; Rodentia; Cricetidae. The coding region runs from base 330 to 3401 and encodes 1023 amino acids.